AUGGAAGGACUCGUCAAAAAGGGUAAAAAUUCUGCAAAGCCUUCCCUUUCUCCCGAAGGGUAUCUCUCUCCUCCUUUAGCUUGGCAAUUUCCUUCCUCAACUCUCCUUUUCAGAUCCCAAACCAAAACUCUAGAUUUAUCGCAAAAUCAAGAUAACGACCAAACGGGAGAAAGGACUACCGAUGCUCCCAACCGAGAGAGGAUCAUACUAGUGAACCCCUUCACACAAAGCAUGGUUGUCAUCGACGGCGCUUCAAGCCUCGAAGCUCUGUUUCGCGACAUGGCCGUUAACAACAGCAGCAAAGCCGGAAGACCUCCAGCUACGAAGGAAUCCAUUGACGCCAUGCCGAGCUUUGUAAUCAAAGAAGGUGAAGUUGAAAUAGGAGAGUGUGUUGUGUGUUUGGAGGAUUUUGGUGUUGGUGCUUUGGUUAAGGAGAUGCCAUGUAAGCACAGGUUUCAUCCGAAUUGCAUUGAGAAGUGGCUUGGGAUGCAUGGAACUUGCCCUGUUUGUAUGUACGAGAUGCCGGUUGAGGAAAAAGAUGAAGGAAAGAAGAGGGAUAGUGAAGGAGAAGAAGAACAAGAAGGAGGAGAAAGAGAGAGGAGAAAGACAGCGGCGAAGAAUCUAGAGUUUUAG
Molecule: messenger RNA, 633 nt
Organism: Arachis duranensis
Lineage: Eukaryota; Viridiplantae; Streptophyta; Magnoliopsida; Fabales; Fabaceae
Product: E3 ubiquitin-protein ligase MPSR1-like
Exons: 2
Coding region: 1-633 (210 amino acids)
Biological process (GO): protein ubiquitination
Cellular component (GO): cytoplasm
Molecular function (GO): ubiquitin protein ligase activity
Source: RefSeq, a predicted model, not a curated record